AGGCCUCCUGCAGAGAUGCUAGGCCCUCGGGUCUGGUCUUCUGUGAGGCAGGGACUGAGCAGGGGCUUGUCCAGGAACAUGAGGGGCUGGGCCUCAGGGGAGGGGAAGAAGGUGGACAUCGCAGGCAUCUACCCUCCUGUGACCACCCCCUUCACUGCCACUGCAGAGGUGGACUAUGGGAAAUUGGAGGAGAAUCUGCACAAACUGGGCACCUUCCCCUUCCGAGGCUUCGUGGUCCAGGGCUCCAGUGGUGAGUUCCCCUUCCUGACCAGUGGUGAGCGCCUGGAGGUGGUGAGCCGCGCGCGCCAGGCCAUGCCCAAGGACAAGCUCCUGAUAGCCGGCUCCGGCUGCGAGUCCACCCAAGCCACGGUGGAGAUGACGGUCAGCAUGGCCCAGGUCGGUGCUGACGCCGCCCUGGUGGUGACCCCUUGUUACUAUCGUGGCCGUAUGAGCAGUGCGGCCCUCAUUCACCACUACACCAAGGUUGCCGAUCUCUCUCCAAUCCCUGUGGUGCUAUACAGUGUCCCAGCCAACACUGGGCUGGACCUGCCUGUGGAUGCGGUGGUCACGCUUUCCCAGCACUCGAAUAUCGUGGGCAUGAAGGACAGCAGUGGGGAUGUGACCAGGAUCGGGUUGAUUGUCCACAAGACGAGGAAGCAAGAUUUCCAGGUGUUGGCUGGAUCGGCUGGCUUCCUGCUGGCCAGCUAUGCCUUGGGAGCUGUGGGGGGCGUGUGUGCCCUGGCCAACGUCCUGGGGUCUCAGUUGUGCCAACUGGAGCGACUCUACCUCACGGGGCAGUGGGAAGAUGCCCAGAAGCUUCAGCACCGCCUCAUUGAGCCAAACACUGCGGUGACCCGGCGCUUCGGGAUUCCAGGGCUGAAGAAAACCAUGGACUGGUUUGGCUACUACGGAGGCCCCUGCCGUGCCCCCUUGCAGGAGCUGAGCCCGGCGGAGGAGGAGGCACUGCACAUGGAUUUCACCAGCAAUGGCUGGCUCUGAGGGCAAGCAGGGGAUGCUCCUGGGCUGAGCCCAUCUUAGCCUCCUGCAGAGGGGCAUGGGGGGCUUGGGGGUUACAGGCUUCUUUCCCUUCAGUCCUCCAGGUAGUCUUUCACCAGGCGCAACUCCUAUUCUCAUAGCCCCAUGACUUAUCCCAUUUGGAUACUAAACUCUGAGUCUCUAGAGCCCUUCAGACUGGGAAGGAGCAAUUUCUUACCUGUAUCUCUCCUGUGGAUGCUUUCUGAUGCCCCAAGGCACAUGAACCAGGAGCCAGAGGGAAGGGCGGGGG
Molecule: messenger RNA, 1285 nt
Organism: Cynocephalus volans (Philippine flying lemur)
Lineage: Eukaryota; Metazoa; Chordata; Mammalia; Dermoptera; Cynocephalidae
Gene: HOGA1
Product: 4-hydroxy-2-oxoglutarate aldolase 1
Exons: 7
Coding region: 16-999 (327 amino acids)
Biological process (GO): glyoxylate catabolic process
Cellular component (GO): mitochondrion
Molecular function (GO): (R,S)-4-hydroxy-2-oxoglutarate aldolase activity
Source: RefSeq, a predicted model, not a curated record